Bactrocera tryoni is the source of this 4749-nucleotide messenger RNA. RefSeq lists its product as uncharacterized. Bases 1073 to 4378 code for a protein of 1101 amino acids. The record is from RefSeq and is a predicted model, not a curated record. The transcript has 7 exons. NCBI's taxonomy places the organism in Eukaryota, Metazoa, Arthropoda, Insecta, Diptera, Tephritidae.
GGGAACGGUUUAGUUCGUUUUAUAGGCGUUUAAGCAGACGGUAACGUGCGUGUGCGGCUCGUUGGCUGGUGAUUUCAUUUGUGUAUAUUUAUAGUCGAAAGAUAGAAUAUCUAUGUGAAUGCAGCAGUAUAGUAUAACAUAUACAGUUAGACGUAUAUACAUAUAUACGAAAAGUUAUACAAAAAUGAAUGUCAAAGAAUUAAGCAAAUUUAAUUCUCGUAGACGAACAACAAAGGAAUCAAUUAGCCUAAAUUAGAGCGAGAAAACAAUUUACAAAUAGCGAGCGGAAAUUGAAGUUACUAGUGCAAGAAGAUUUCCAAAGCGGGGAAAAGAAAAGAAAAAAUAAUAGCAAAUGCAAGAAAAGUGUGUGUUUUUGUGUUGAGGCAGUGAAAGCAACUUAAGCAAACCGAGAAAAAGCGCAGAAUCAAAUCUUUUGCGAGGUGUUGGCUUUGUGGCGACUGCUUAAGCCGUCUUGUUGUUGUUGUUACUGUGCAUAAUUGUGGAAAAUAAUUAAGAAAUAGCUGCGGCUCAAAGCAAAGUGAAAAUAAAAUGUUUGUGAAAAAUUUUUAGCUAAUAAAGAUUAUGACAGCAGUUUUUACAGCUGCAAAAUUAAAUCAAGAGAUAAAAUUAAAGUGAAAUUGUUUAAAAAAAUCGUGAAAAAAUCACACGAGUUCGUUUUUAGUGUCGGGUUUAAAAGUGAGCGUGUUUUAAGCAACAGUAAGUAACAAAAAAAAGAGCAGCGCCUACGCCAACUUGUGGUAAUUACACUAAAAAAUAAAAAAAAAACCCAAAGUUUGAUGAUAAAAUAAAAAAUAUAAUUGAAAUUAAAAAAUAUAUUAAGUUAUUUUUUUAAGUGUUGACCGCAGACCUGCUCGUGGCAGUAACUCAAACCAAUUUAAAUGAACUCAAACAAAAAUUAGAUUUUAAAUAAAUUUUGCACACAAGUGAAUGUGUAAUAUUGUGAAAUUCAAAAAGUUAAACUCACUCUAAAGCGAAGUUAUUGCAUAAAUAUAUCAAAAUUUCCAAAACCAUAACUAAAUUCCGUUCAAAACAACACCUAAAUAUUUCCGAAAUGCCUCAACUGCACAGCGAAGCCCUCCGCGCCUGCGCGCCCGCGGUGACAACUCCACCCACCAACACAUUCGCCAGGGACAGUAGCGCGGUGGAAAAUACAAAAACGCGCCCAAAUUCGCCAUUAACUGCCACAAAGUGCUCCAAAACAUUGCUUUUGUUGUUGUUAAUACUCGGUUGCCUGCUCUCAGCCGCCACCUGUGUACCUGCGCCUGGCACUGCACUAGCUGGUGAGCCAGCGCCAGCAUUGCAGGCCUCACCACCCACUCCACCACUCAAUGCUGUGGUCGAUGCAGAGGCUUUCUUGGCGUCAAAGCGGCACUUGAAGCGCUCACUCAUUGUGACGUCCCAAGAAAUUGCUGAUAAAAAUAACGCUGCAGCGGCCAACUCAGAUAUAGACGACGACUACUAUGACGAGGAGGAGCCUGAUGCCGGAAAUGGUAGCGAAAAUGUGAGUGGUCGUCAGCGGCGUCAUCACGAAUUAUCGCCAACCGCUCGCUUCGGUUAUGAUGGCAACAAAAUUAAACCACAACAAUUUUAUACACAACAAAUGGUUGCGAACGCUUUGGAAGGCAGCACCAAGGCUGGAACGCAUCUUGCGCGCCCCAAUAAAGAGCCAUCGCCGAUGGCCGCACAAGUGAAUAACGACUUAUCGAUAUGGAGUUUGAUGGAUAAUGCGAGACGCAUGGAUAUCUGUGAUGUAUGUAGCUGCGUUCGUGACGUCUAUGUGCGUGUCACUUGUGAUUAUAAUAACCGAAAAUCGAGGACACCGUUGAAUGAGAUUUUCGGUCCGAUUUAUCGCAUACCAAACACGACGAGAUCAAUUGAAAUUAAAUUAGCACCAAAUACACAUUUCCGUUUGGAAAAGGAUCUAUUUGACAAUAAUAUAGUUUUGAACAGUUUCACGAUUGUCGGCACUCAUAGUAAUGGCGAACAAGUGGAGAUCACUACAGGCGCUUUUCCAGGUAAUGCCAGCAUUAUGGGGCCAUAUCCAGAUAUUGUGAUGCAAAAUGUCUUUUCGGUGGUGGUGCGAGAGGGCGCUUUUUCAGGCAGUAAAAAAUUCACUGUACGCAACAGCAAUGAUUUAAUUUUGUAUUCAAAUGCUUUCAAGAAAGCCGAAAUUAAUGGCAAAUUUUUUGGGAUAGCUGAUUUGCGUAUCGAGGAGAAGGCGUUCAAUUCAGCCGAUGCCAAGUUAUACAUCGAGAAUUCUCAUAUCGACAAUAUCUAUCGUUUCGAAGCCUCAAUGCGUGAGAUCAAAUUCAACAAUUGCACCAUUAACACCAUCAAUAGUGGCUCCUUCGAUGUCAAUAGCAUCUUUAAUAUUAUAUUCGAAAAUAGCGCCAUUGGCGUAAUCAAAUCACGCUCGAUUACGGAAAAGCUGCUCAGCAAGCAUGUGUCCUUCACUGGCGGCGUUAUUGGCUACAUCGAGGGCGAAGCCAUACAUGGCAGUGGCAUCGGCGAGCUGAUUUUGCGAAACAACAGUAUUGACACCAUCAACGAGAAUGCCAUCUAUGUGAACACCAUCAAUGCCACCAUCAAAGACAAUCACAUCAAACAUCUCGGUCAGCACUGGUUGCGUAUUAAGGAAUGGUCGAAUAUUGUGAUUGUGAAAAAUAGUUUUGGUGACUUCGGCGGCAUUAUAGUGGAGGAAACCAAAGAACCCCUCGAUUGCCGCUUCGAAAGUAACUCCGUAACCAAACCGAAGCCGGGCAGUUUGAAUAUAGGAAAUCGUCAUUGCAUAUUGCGUGAGAUCAUUGUCGAUCUGCCGUGUCGCUGCAAUCUCGAGUGGCUGGACACGUAUUCUGAACGCGAUUUACGUUCGGAAAUCUAUUGCACGAUCGAUCGGAAAUUGGGUGUAUGCUUCAACGCGACCACCUUCAAUAUGCAGCGGUACGAGCAUGAAGUGUGUGACGAAAAGAAGACAACUUUAGAUUGUGGCGCCAAUCGUAAUCUGAAGAAGGUGAAUGGUGAAUUCUUUACAAUCGAAGAGCUCGAGCAACAAGCUACACAAUUCGUGCAUAUCAUCUAUCUCGGCACUGCCCUUAUAUUGGCGAUCGUGCUACUCAUUAUACUAGUGCUGAUAUUGCGUUGCUUGUGUCAACAGCGUAAGAGCAGUCGUGGUGCUAGCGCGUCACAUCAGCAUCGACAUGAAUUCACGCAAGGCGAACGUGAUAUUAUCGUACGCGCCCAAGAUAUAAUAGAGAAGCGACAUCCACAGAUACAGCCACAAAUUAAACGUUUGUGCGACGAACUUUUGCAAACAAAUCGCAGCGAGAAGCAAUGCAUUAAAACUAUCACGAAAAUCGAAAAUCUACUAAAUGAAGUUGAACGUUGUCAGGAUCUCAAUGCAUUCUGCAGAGUUUUGGUGCAACAUCUGCAGCCGCAAUCGCAACCGCUGCAACUGACAACGAACGCCAUCUGCAGAACGGAGAGUUUUACGCGUGUGCAACGUGAGAAUUACCCUGGACCACACUAUGCUGGCUGCAUUGACACCGCGCACAUAAUAGCCAGCCGAGAGGCGGCGUGUUUGGAGCGCGAGCGUGAACGUGAACGCGAACGUGAAAGAGAACGUGAACGCAUCAAUGGCAUAGACAAUGUGCGCAACGUUGAACCGCUUAAUAUGCCCAAUGAACCGUUCUACGAGGAGUUGGGUCAACCGUUGCUGCCUGAUUAUGCAUCGCCAGCGGAUGGUCGCGUUUAUGCGACACCACAUGAUCUAGCGUUGGGCAUAAAUGCCGAACUGGAGUAUGCGGAGCCCAUCAAUAAUCGAGCCGACUACGCACACCGCUUGCCACCAUAUGCCGUGCCAAUGCCCAACAGACUGCCCACACAACCGUCCAUGAGAGCGCCCACAGCAGCGCCGCGCACCCAUCUGCCGCCCAGUAAUAUUAAUAUUAAUAAUAAUAAUAGCAACAACAACAAUAACAACUCACACCCGCUAUAUCAAGUUAGCAAACUACCUGCAUACGGCGCUGAUAAUCGACCAGCUUUGCCACCAUCGAAUGUCAAACGCAAGGCGCACGAUCUCGAAAAUAGACUCAACUUUCAACUGCCCAACGCCGCUGAUCAUCCGCCCAAUAAACAUUUAGUCGCACCGCCUGUUUACACCGCACCCGACAUUGCGCACAAGCGACCGAUGCCAACACCGGCUUCGACGUUCGCACGUCUGGCCACGCCCGAAGUGGAUGAGACGGAGAUGGACAUGCGUGGCGCUAGAGCUUUACCACCCGAUACGGGCUCGGAUCAUUCGGGUGGCAGUAAUGAGACUGUACUGAUCGAUGAUGUUAUAGUGUAUGCGGACGCCUGAGCGGCAUAUGUUAGAAAAUGACAUAAUGCGUUUCUCCUAAAACUAUGCUGUGUUGAAAGUGACAGCAAAAUAUAAGAAAUAUUUUCGUCCAAACUCACUUUAAGCUGCUGACCUAAUAGCAAACUUUCAAGCGUGAUAUUAUAUCCUGACAGUGGGUGUACUAAUUAUGAUGUCGUAUAAGUGCUUUGGAAGAAAUAUCCGUUUAGACUUUGCGUGGGCAUUAACACACGUAAUGUUAUUGAGAAGAUUGGGGUUAGAGUGUUAACGACAGCAAGUGUGUUGACCACUUCUUCAUUUAACUAUAUAUUAUUUGUAUAUAUGUGCUAAGAAAAUUAUCACAAAAUUUUUGUAAAAUAUAAAUUUAAGCAGAC